Molecule: messenger RNA, 946 nt
Organism: Asparagus officinalis (garden asparagus)
Lineage: Eukaryota; Viridiplantae; Streptophyta; Magnoliopsida; Asparagales; Asparagaceae
Product: zeatin O-xylosyltransferase-like
Exons: 2
Coding region: 1-879 (292 amino acids)
Molecular function (GO): UDP-glycosyltransferase activity
Source: RefSeq, a predicted model, not a curated record
AUGUACGAGUUUCAGUGCGUCACGGCGUCGUACAUGCUCUCGCUCUUCACCGACGACCUCAAGAUUAUUGAUGACAAGCUGAGUCGAGAAGUGAGAAAUGUGAUCCUCACCCAGUUUCCUGACCGCUGUCCAGAAGAGCUCUUUGUGUUUUUGGACAAGUACUGGCGAGAUUUGUCGUCGGAGGCCGGGGUCGUGAUGAAUACUUGUAAGGAGAUCGAUGGGGAGUUCAUCGAGUUGAUGCCGCAUUUUCAGCGAGCGGUGGCGACCACGAUCGCAGAAUCCGUCGUCUACGUUUCUUUUGGGAGCACAGUAUCAAUCUCCGACGAACAGAUCGAGCAGCUAGCCCUCGGCCUCUUGCACAGCCGUCAGCGUUUCAUCUGGGUCUUAAAAGACGCAGACAAAGGCGAUAUCUUCGCUGACAACGAAAACAGUACUAAACAGAGGAAACUGCCAUCAGGCUUCGAGGAAUCUACGUCAGAGACUGGAGUCGUAGUGCGAGGCUGGGCACCGCAGUUAGAAAUCUUGGCGCACCCGUCGACGGGUGUUUUCGUGAGCCACUGCGGGUGGAAUUCGUGCAUCGAGAGCUUGAGUUUCGGAGUGCCGAUGAUCGCUUGGCCGAUGCAUUCGGAUCAGCCGAGGAAUGCAACGAUGGUGUGCGAGUAUUUGAAGGCUGGGGUUUUGGUGAGGGGCUGGGAUCAGGAGACGGUAUCGGGUUCGGAGGUUGAGAGGGCGAUUGAGAGAAUGAUGGGCACUGAUGACGAAGGGAAGGAGAUUAGGAAGAGGGCAAAGGGGUUAGGGGAGGAGAUUAGAGGCGCUGUGAAGGAGAAUGGAUCGUCUAAGGCUGAGUUUGAUUCGUUUGUUCAGCAUAUUACUAGAUGAUGAUGAUGUUAUGUUGGUUUCCUUGAUUCUGAGUAUGGAAAAAUAAAUGGGUAAAUUUCACUCUUAA